Messenger RNA from Trichoderma harzianum CBS 226.95, 688 nucleotides. RefSeq lists its product as hypothetical. The transcript has a single exon. NCBI's taxonomy places the organism in Eukaryota, Fungi, Ascomycota, Sordariomycetes, Hypocreales, Hypocreaceae. Bases 69 to 452 code for a protein of 127 amino acids. The record is from RefSeq and is a predicted model, not a curated record.
ACGAGGAGCGUUUUUGGGGGCCGUUUAUCGGCUAAACCCUGUUCACUUUAGACAGCUUUGGAGGAUGGAUGGGCUUCUUUUUCACUCCCCCUUGUCGUUGGAUAGCGGGCCUAACGGUUUCCACUUUGUUCUGUCGUCGUCUUUUUUUCAUGCCGUGCCCACCCACCAGAACUCUGAGCAAAUCACUGCUGCUCUCCAUGCUGCUUUGUACUGCUACUUGUGCUACCAACUUGAUAGUGCUACGGGCAAAGGUACACGCACUUUGUAACUUCUGCUUUCACGCUCGUAUCAAUUGGGCAAAAAAAGAGGACGUGACCGAACCGCCCCGAGCAUGCGGGGCCGGAAACCCGGAGACCGGGGCCGGGGUUGCGACAACGCAGGCGGUGAGGCGGGACCAGGGGGGGUUCGAGUCGGGUCUCCAAGUUGGGCUGGCGAUGAAGCCAAGGCAUUGAGCAAUGGGUAGCAGCGGUGAGCAAAAGGCUGUCUGCUGUUGUCAAUGGUAUGACUACAUGUACGAGUACUGCGAGUACAGCAGUACGCUUUGUACAGCAUGGAUACCUGAAGGGCCAUCAUACGACGGCUGUGGGUAGGUAGGCUAGACUUGCUAGUCGUAGAAUGUAGUACUGAUGAAACAUCGAGUUUGAGGACAAGAGCUAGAAGGGAAUAAGACGAUCCAUGUUCAAUUGAA